AUGGUCAGGGAUUUAUAUCCGAAUUUGAUGUGCGGCCUUAAAUGGAUUCAUGCUGGUUCACUGAAUAUGACAACCUAUGGCACUAUACCAUCCCAAGCAAAUGCCUCGUCGAACCUGAGCUUAUUGGGACGAGCCAAAGAGGUGAUCUCGUUAGGCCUUAGCUCUCAAAGGCCAUGGCUUGAACUUGUGCAAUGUAAUGCCUUUAGCCUUCCUAUCUCAUUUAGUGUUGCUACCGAACGAAUCAAAACCAACAUCAUGAUCUUCCGAACCAACUACAGUGUCAUCUUCAUUGUUACUAUCUUGAUCAGCAUGCUCUGGCAACCGGUCCACCUCUCUUUCUUCUUUAUCUUGAUAUUUGCAUGGCUAUAUGUCUACUCCCGGGAUAAUGUUCCAUUGAUGAUAUUUGGCAGUGUGAUCGAUGAUUCUACUUUGGUGCUGGUUUUAUUGGUCUUCACGAUCGGUGUAUUUAUAUUGACCAACAUAUCCCACAGUAUUCUGUUUGGGGUUUUGGCUGGUUUGCCCGUUGUUCUGGUUCAUGGCAUGUGUAGGAAUACAGAGCCAUUGUUCGUGUUGGAAGAUGAUGAAGAGAAGGUGACCAUGAGCGUAGCAUCUUCGUCGCUUUCUUCUUCCUCUUAA
Messenger RNA from Arabis nemorensis, 636 nucleotides. The record is from the annotation of a GenBank genome assembly. NCBI's taxonomy places the organism in Eukaryota, Viridiplantae, Streptophyta, Magnoliopsida, Brassicales, Brassicaceae.